UUGGAGCAUCGCGCCGGUUCACGCGCUUAGCUGUCACAGCAGGUUUGGCAGCGGCAGAGAAGGGAGAAAAAGACGGUGCGAGAGAGCGGACAGGGCUAGGCCGAGGGGGCGAUCAUGGUGGGGUUCGGAGCCCCGCGGCGUACAGGCCGGCUGCCCCCCUUCGUGUUGGUGGCCUUGUUAGUGGUGAUCGCCCUCCUGGCCUUUAACUACUGGAGUGUGUCUGCUCGGCAGGCCGCCCUGCAGGACGAUCUUACGGCUCUGCAGGAGCAGGUCCAGCGCACGGAGGUAGCACGAAGCCGGCUGGAGAAGCGGCAUUCCGAGCUGAUGGUGCAGGCGGAAAGCAGCCGGAGGCAGCUGGAGCAACGAUUGGGCGAGUACCAGAACGUGGGGGAUCGGCUGCAGGCCCGGGAAGUGGAGGCGCAGCGCUGCGAGGCGGACAGGGAGAAGCUGCUGGCCAACGUGUCACUCCAGAUGGCAGACAUCGCUCAUCUGAAGGAAGAGUUACAUGAGCUUCGCCAGGAAUACCUGCGCCAGGAUGCUCUGCUACUGGAGUACAAGAACAAUAACACCCUGCUUCAGAAGACACUGAAGGAAGAGAGUCAACAGUGCACAAAGCAGCUGGCCGAUCAGAAGCUAGAACACGAUGAAAGUAUAAAGCGACUCCAGCAGGCUGACCGAGAAAAGGAGGAGGCAGACAAGGUGCCCAGCAAUGUGGCAGCAGGUGAAACUGGACCUGAGAACAAGAUGCACACGAUAGCCAUCAUAGCCAAAGAGGAGCGUGUGGAAGACCCUUCAAGUAACCGCCUACAUUUUGAGCGGGAUGCUGCCAAAGCUGGAGGAGAUGCAGGAAUGCCAGAAAUAGAGGACAGUGAGCCAGUGAAACCCGAAGCGGUCCCCACUGCUGAGAAAAAGGAAGAUUUUGGUGUUCUGGCAAAUGAAAUUGGGGAGUCGGAGAAACAACCUUCUGUGCAGCCAGAUUCUAUUGCCAAUGCCCAAGCUAAGUACCUUCCCCCUGGUGCCAAGAAGGAGCCUGCGUCCACUAUAGAAGACAACGCUCUGCACUUUGUGCAGAAGCAAAUCCCCAAAGAGCCCAAGUCCAUGAUAUUUCCAAAUAUAAAACAGAGUCGGUUUUUUGAUGAGAAUGAGUCCCCUGUAGAUGCUCAACAUGGCUCUAAGGUGGCAGAUUAUAACGGGGAUGAUGGUAACGUGGGUGAGUACGAGGCAGACAAGCAGGCAGAGCUGGCCUACAAUGAGGAAGAGGAUGGUGAUGGGGGAGAAGAAGACGUACAAGAUGAUGAAAAUGAUGGGCAAGUGGAUGCAGCUGAAUACAGAAAAGAUCAUUUUGGCGAGACCCUGUAACCUACGGCCUGGAUGAACAGCAGAAUGUUAUCAUAACGUGCCAAGUGCUGGGGGUCUUUCUCUAGUCUAUCAUUUGUACUGUACAUGGAGGCUCAAAGGCCAGGGACAGAUGAUCAUACUAGUGCAGGGGAGGAUCACAGCUCUAUCGUUCCUUGGAUGGGGCACUAUAUGGUUGUAGUAGGGCUACACCUACGAAGGCCAUCACACAGUCCCCUCGUGGCUGUAGAAGUUGAGCUUCCUCAUUGAUUGAGACCUUUUAAUAAUUUUUUUUCCUCGGACUGUAAAUAGGAACUUUUUUUGCUGGGAAUCUUGUUCUGGAUUCAGAUCUCAUAGACAAACUGCCCAAAAAUACCUGGACAUUAAUGACUGUCAUGUGUAUAUAUAUCUUCUUCCUGGGAGCACCACCUGUAGAGGAUCCACUGCGCCCAUGAAUACAGUGUUGGAUACAGAAGGAGUUGUCCUCUCCCAACACAUUUGAUACACUAUGACCUAUGGAUUCUGACUUUCUGAUGCUGGCCCCACAUUAUGGGAUCUUCAUUGUUCUGUUUGAAUUAAAGGGCCGUGUCUUAAUAAAUCUUCAAGCAGGGUCCAAACUUCCUAGUGUAAGCAGUGCAGCCAAGUACCAGUUUCUCUGCAGACCUAUUUAUAAAAUAUUUGUAUUUUGUAUGUAAUAUGUGUAAAUAGAAUCACUUACUGUAUUAUGUAACCCGUAUGAUGAUCAAGCAGAUUCUGCACCUUCAGAUUUAAUACAGAUGAUACAGAUCAUGAAAUUAUGCACAUUAGUGACGGUUACUAGUAAAGGGAAUGCCCACUUAUAGAAUGGCACGAUCCUUUAACUGUUUUAUAGGAUCAGUGUGCUCGUACAGUGUAUGUGUGUGUUCACAAUAGGGGUUGGAUGGCACAAGUGGUUUGGUACCUUUUUUAUUGUUUUUUUUGAGUGGGGGUUUUAAACUAGAGGACAUCACAUACAGCCUUAAUUUACUCUGGUGCAUGAAUAGACAAUGAAUUAGUAAUCUAAUCCUAAAAAAAGGAUCAAACUGACAAUGAUUCUGCUCCCCAUAGUGGAAAUAGACUAUUUAGUUCCAGAGCCCCGGUGCCCAGCUUGCUCUGUUCACAUCUGUAAAAUUGACUGUUAUUUGUUGCCCACGCACAGUGAUGACUUUAUCUGAGCUCCUUAUUUUCUGUGGUCAUUUUUGCCAUUAGCUGGACAGGAUCCAAUGGUAGGGGAAAAUGAGAACUAUACUAGGAAAAGUCGUCUUUUUCUAUCUGUUGGCAUGUUUUUAUAUGUAAGGCCGGGGUUCACACGGCCGAAAAUGUGCAGAAUGUCUGCUUGAAAAACAUGGGCAGACAUUCCGCACAUCUGAAUAUUCCGGCGGGUGCUAGGACCAUUUGGAAAUGUGCUGUAUCAUAGACAAUGCCUUUCAGUGAUGAUGCCUGUGUCGGGAAAGUUCGCAAAUCAAUGGGGCUCUGCUGCAGCAGAAUUUCUGAGCUGAAUAUUCCAGUGCAAAUCCGGACAGAAAUUCUGCCGUGUGAACAUAGCCUAAGACAUUGUUCCUCAACUUGUGGUUUGCCAGCUGUUACAAAUCUACAACCCCCAUCAUACCCUGACCACCACACAUGUCGGGCAUGAUGGGAAUUUUAAUUUUGCAACUGAGCCACUGGUUGGGGGAACAUUGUCCUUAAGAAGGACCAAUCUCUGAGUGUAUUAUGGUUUAAAUAUGGAUCUGGCACCUGCACUUAGUGGCGCACAUCUACUAUAGUGUACUGUCUGUUAACCUAAGCGAUAUUUUCGGCACUUGUAUUUUAAAAUCUCAUUUAAAGGGGUUCUCUGCUGCCCUGCCUUCCGGAGCUCCGCUCCCCAGCGUCUGGAAGUUUAUUACUCCGAACGCUGUGUGCAGGCUUCCGUGUUCGAGGCCGCCCCCUCGUGACGUCACGCCCAACUCCUCGUCGCGCCCCCUUCCCAUAGACUUUCGUUGAGGGGGCGGGCGUGAUGUCACGAGGGGGCGGACGCUACGAGCGGAGCUUCGGAAGGCAGGGCAGCGGAGAAUCCUGUUAAUAGGUUCACAGUAAAUCGAUAUGCAAUAUAGUGGUACAGCAACAUGUAAGGCCGGGGUUAUUCUGCAACUUUCUGUAGCGCAACGGAUUGCUUUUAAAGGGGUACUCCGUCCCUAGACAUCUUAUCCCCUGUCCAAAGGAUAGGUGAUAAGAUGUCUGAUCGCGGGGUCCCGCCCCUGGGACCCCCACGAUCUCUGUGCGGUACCUGACAUUCGUUUAGAACGCUUGGAGCAGGCGACAAGGAUUGUGAAGUCAUGCCCCCUCAAUGCAAGUCUAUGGGAGGGGGUGUGGUGGCUGCCACGCCCCCUCCCAUAGACUUGCAUUGAGGGGGCGUGGCAGUGACAUCAAGACCCCUGCCGCCUGCUCCAAGCGUUAGGAACAAAAUGUUCAGAAUGCUGGGGCAGCGCAGUACCCCUUUAACUAUUGAGUGAAAGCUGCAGUCUACAAGACUGCACACAACUUUGGCCGUGUUCACUCGUUUCGGUUAAUUUUUGGUAUUGCAACUAUUUAUGCACACUAUUUGCAUAAUAUUCAUGCAAUAAUCUCCAUAAAACGCAUAACUUUUACCACAGUUCCAGUAAAAAGUUGUAAAACUCAGCAAAGAAAGCAUGCAGUAAUUAGUUGCGGUACCGCUUCCUGUGAACACAGCCCAAAAGGGGGAUAAGAUGUCUGAACGCAGGGGUCCGGCCUCUGGGACCCCCCCCUUGUGGUCUCCGUUCUCUGACGUCACGGCCACCUGCACCAAGCGUUCUGAACAUAAUGUACUGAACGCUGGGUGCUGCAUGGAGAUCGGGGGUGGGAGGAGGACCCUUCAGAUGUUGGACCCCUCAAUACGACAUCUUAUCCCCUGAGCUUUGGAUAGGGGAUAAGAUGUAUAGGGGCAGAGUACCCCUUUAAGGGGUUAUCCAGGAAAAAACUUUUUUACAUAUAUCAACUGGCUCCAGAAAGUUAAACAGAUUUG
Molecule: messenger RNA, 4375 nt
Organism: Hyla sarda
Lineage: Eukaryota; Metazoa; Chordata; Amphibia; Anura; Hylidae
Gene: GOLM2
Product: golgi membrane protein 2
Exons: 10
Coding region: 115-1359 (414 amino acids)
Source: RefSeq, a predicted model, not a curated record